CCAUUUUUGCACAGGGAAAAGAGACAGGAUUGAAGGGAUCCAGUUUCUAACUGUCGGCAUAGGCAGGGGAAAUUAAGAGGGUCAAAACUGACCAAAACUACGCGCCGAGUUUGUAAAACUGUGGGUAUAAUAGGUUUAAAUAAGAGAGCACCCGUAACGGUGGCGGUGUUAGUUUUAGCGUUUUCAAAAUCUUCUUUAUACAUCCGCAGUGGAGACCGAAGAGUAUUGUUUUGGUUGUGUGGAAGAACGGGUGGCGGGGGUCUCACCCGUGUCCCCUGUACCUCCAUCCACAGCUAUUACAGUGGACAUUAAAGGCCUUGUGGAUGCACUUAGAUGUGUGCAAUGAGUCCUGUGGCUGGCAUGCCUCAGUAUUUUGGAUUGCUGUGCUCUGGACCCAGUAGGACACGAGACUCCCAGCACAGAGCGUCAUGAGCUUGGUCAUCCCAGUAGGGGUGGACACGGGCAACACCUCGUACCUGGACAUGGCUGCCGGCUCAGAACCUGAAUCUGUGGAGGCUAGCCCUGUGGUAGCGGAGAAGUCCAGCUACCCUCAUCAGAUCUACAGUAGCUCCCACCACUCUCACAGCUACAUUGGGUUGCCCUAUGCUGACCAUAACUAUGGGGCACGCCCCCCACCCACACCUCCAGCGUCGCCGCCUCCCUCCGUGCUGAUCCGGCAGGGCGAAGGGCUGUUCGUGGGCAGCGGGCGAGCGGGCGAGGGCUUGUACGUCCCGGGUGGCCAGGACGAGGCGUCGCGGGGCACCACGCUGAGUACUUCGGAGGACGGCAGCUACGGCGCGGACAUCACACGCUGUAUCUGCGGCUUCACCCACGACGACGGCUACAUGAUUUGCUGUGACAAGUGCAGUGUGUGGCAGCAUAUUGACUGUAUGGGGAUCGAUCGGCAGCACAUACCUGAGACCUACCUGUGUGAGCGUUGUCAGCCACGGAGUCUGGACAGAGAGCGUGCUAUCCUGCUGCAGACCAGGAAGAGAGAAAACAUGUCCGACGGAGACACCAGCGCUACGGAGAGUGGUGAUGAGGUUCCACUGGAACUGUACACAACGUUUCAGCACACCCCCACCAGCAUCACGCUUACCACUGGUCGCCUCGGCAACAAGCAGGCCGACAAGAAACGAAAGAAGAGCGGAGACAAGGAGCCUGCGGCACCACCACGGGCCAAAAAGGCAUUCCGAGAAGGCUCAAGGAAGUCAAACAGAGUAAAGGGCUCUGCACCUGAGUGUGAACCCAUGGAGCCCCUCUCUCUGUGGGAGAAUAAAGUGAAGUCGUGGAUGGAGCGAUACGAGGAGGCCAGCACUAACCAGUACAGCGAUGAUGUCCGAUUGCUGCUUCGAGUCAAAGAGGCUCGCGAUGGCAAGACGCUUGCCUACAACACGCACACUGCAGCCUUCAAACCACCUGUAGAGAGCUACGUGCAGAAGAACAAGCGCAUUCUGAAGGCUGCACGCGACCUUGCUGCUGACGCGCUCAUCAUAGAGUACCGGGGCAAGUUUAUGCUCAGACAGCAGUUUGAGGCCAACGGCUACUUCUUCAAGAGGCCGUAUCCGUUUGUGUUGUUCUACUCCAAGUUUGAUGGCUUGGAGAUGUGUGUGGAUGCACGCAGCUUUGGAAACGAAGCCCGUUUUAUUCGCCGAUCCUGCACCCCCAAUGCAGAGGUGCGUCACGUGAUAGAGGACGGCAUGUUGCACUUGUACAUCUACUCUCUGAGGCCCAUACCUAAAGGCAGUGAGAUCACCAUCGGCUUCGACUAUGACUACGGCAGCUGUAAAUACAAGGUGGACUGUGCGUGUGUGCGGGGGAACCAGGAAUGCCCCGUGCUCAAGCACAACCAGGAGCCUACGGAAAACCUGGGCUCAGGUACACGCCGCCGGGGCCGCAGGGACAAAGACCCAGUGGUGCGGGACGAGAGCGGGCAGAACCAAAACCUCACGCUGGACUGCGACGGCCCCAAGGGCAAAACGACCAACGACAGCAAACAGCGGAAGCUCUCUCCCCUACGCGUGUCCAUCUCUAACAAUCAGGAUCCUGAGUUAAUUGAGGAUCUAGAAGAGAAAACCUCCAUUAGCAAUGAAGUAGACAUGGAGUCAGAGGAGCACAUUGCAGAAAGGAGGAGGAAGAUGACACGUGAGGAGAGGAAGAUGGAGGCCAUCUUGCAGGCAUUCGCCCGCAUGGAGAAAAGGGAGAAACGUCGGGAGCAGGCGCUGGAGAGGAUCGGCACCAAGGUUGAAGUCGCCGCCCGCAGUGACAUCAAAGAAGAGCCCCCUGCCACACCAGAGACCGAGUCUCCUACUACGCCGUUGUUGGAGACGGUGAAGGAGGAAGCAGGUCAGAAGCCAGCCAAGGUGAGCCGGAGCAAACAGCGCAAGAGCUUCUCACGCAAUCGCACACACAUCGGCCAGCAGAGGCGGCGCACACGCACGGCCAGCGCGUGCUCUGACUUGCCUCCCGGAUCCCCCACUGACACCCUCGAGCCGCUGGCCGGGGAAAUGCAGGAUGGGGAGACACCCUUGGCCCCGGAGGCUGCCGAUCCACCCGCGAAUGCCCCCGAGGCCAGCCCCCCCCACAGCGGCUCCCCCGCACCGCCCUGCCGCAGUGGACAGAAGUACCCGAAAACAAAAAAGCACUUAGUGAACGAGUGGAUGGGUGUGGAGAAGCAAGAGCGGGUGUCCACACGCACCCCGGAGCCGGUCCCCGAGCGGCCCCUGCGCAUCAGCAGUGACCCAGAGGUGCUGGCCACGCAGCUGAACUCCCUGCCAGGCAUGGCGUGCAGCCCCCACGUGUACAGCACCCCCAAGCACUACGUGCGCUUCUCCUCGCCCUUCCUGGCCAGCCGCAGCCCCAGCGCUCCUGGAGUGCCCACGGGCCGGCGCCGCUCGCGAGAGCUCCCCGAGACGCCGCCCACCUCCGGCUCCUGCAAGAAGCGCUGGCUAAAGCAGGCAUUGGAGGAGGAGGGAUCCAUGAGUCCCGGAGGGCGCUCCACCAUCCUGAUGCCCAGUGAGGGUCCACUUAGCCCCCCGAUCAACGGAGAGUCAGACAGCCCCCUCCCCGUCAAUGGAAGCUGCUCUUUACCUGGUGGAUGUCCAGAGCUGCCCACCCCUUUGAAGAAGCGACGUUUGUGUCCCAUGGAGCCGUGCAUGUCAGAGACAUCCACCCCGUACACAUCCCCGUGUGCCACCCCGACGCGAGCCGAGCCCGCGGACGCCCCUGGAACCCCCCAGCAGCUGGCCACCCCGCCCCGUGCCCGCCUAGACGACCCUGGCACGGAACCUUCUACUCCCACAUACAUCUCCCAGAACCCGGCACACACCACGACACAGGAAAGUGAGUCAUCUGUAGAAAGCUCUCCAGAGACGAGCAGAAGACCAAGUACACAAGAGACUGAGCGUCCUCCAUCAGUGUUAGCCUGUCCAAGUAAAAGGCUUCCGGUUCCUGAAACCCCUCCCCAGGACCCAGGAAGGCCUGCUGGUUCCCUGAGCCCUGACGCCUCCCUCCACGAGCCUCAGGACCCAGCGGGGGACGAGUGCAUGGAGGCAGAAAGCAGCACGGAGGCCCCCUCCACUUCCGACACGCCGGCUUCCUCUUACCUCCCUUGGAUGAAGAGUCCAGACCCCGGCGGACUGUCCUUCUCGCCCAUCAACUCCAACCUGAGGGACCUCACUCCGUCCCACACGCUUGAGAUGGGGGCGUUCAGGCCUGAGGCUGCAGUUGCAGGGAACUUCAGCGAGGGCGCGCCCUACUACCCCUGCAGUGAGGAGCCGGGGGCCAUGGCCUUCACCCGUUCACUUAGUGGAGACGCUGGAGAGGGAGGAGGCACCGUUCAGAACCCCCCACAGAAGAAAAAGGUCUCUCUGCUGGAGUACAGGAAGCGGCAGCGUGAAGCCAGACGCAGCGGUGGCUCUAAGGUGGAGUGCAGCUCGCCUGUUUCCACGGCACCCCCGGUGGACAUGUUCCCUGUCACUGUAGAAACAGCCCCCGAGUCCUCUGUUCCCGUGGUUACACUGGCCCCCAGGACACCACAGCCCAACGAGGACCCCGAAGCCCCGCCACAGGGGGAGCGGGAGGGGGGAGAGGCACAGUGGACCUCCUCAACCUCGGUGGAGCAGGCCCGGGAGCGUGGCUAUCACAGAGCCCUGCUCCUGAGUGACCAUCGCAAGGAUGCAGACGGAGUGGAGAUGGAAAGUGGCGAUGUCCCAGUGAGGGAAUGUCCUUCACCUAAGAGCUGCAAGAGCCCUGCACACAGAUCCUGUUCCCCAGGUCCGAGCACCUUUCGGCCGUCUAAAGAGGAGGAGAGUGAAGCUCAGCCUCGUGCCCAGCCCCAGCCGCUGUCCGUCCAGCAGUGUGCCUCCAAGCUGGCGCUCUCCAAGUCGGCCCCUUUAACACCCAGCAAGCUCCACUGCAGCCCGUCUGCAGCUCCUCAGGGCCACUACGCCGCAACCUCCAUCCUGCCCUCCCCGAAAACUCAGCCACAGGGCUCGCCCUACCGUGGCCAGAGGGCCUUCCUCUCGGCCCAGCCCCAGAACCAAGCCCAGCCCGUGGCGUCAUCGGGGCCUGCCGCUUUUCCCCAAUACAGCCCCCAGAACGCGCCUCCUCCACCUCCGCCCCCCCCUCCGGCACCCCCCGCGUCUGCCGCCUACUUUCCCACCCAGGCGGCCGCGGCCGCGGCCCCGUUCCCGGGGUUUAAAACGGCCGUGCCCUCCCCGUUUCCUCCGGGCUCCCAGACACUGCUACAGCCCCACCAUACGCUUCACUACCAGAACAGUGCGGCCCCGCCUCCUCCCCCGCCUCCCCCUCCCCCGCACCCUCAGCCCGGCCCUGCUCUGCUGCACGUCAACCUGCAGCCUACUUCCAUCCAGCAGCAUCAACUGCUCCUCAGCUCCGCCCCUCCCCCGCCCCCUCCCCCGCCCCCUCAGGCCCAGACCUCUCAGCAGCCACAAUCUACCAGCAGCAGUCUGCUCUCGAUCAAGCAAGGGCCUCCUCCUCCACCGCUCCCACCUCCACCACCGGCGCCCUCUAGUGGCGCUCCUCACCCAUAUCAAAACAUAGGUGGUUUCCAAACCACUCUUCUCCACCAGUCGGCAGCAAGCAACCCCUCAGUACCACCCUCCUCUUAUCAACAGACUGUGUUACCACCUCCUCCGCCCCCACCACCACAGCAAACCCCACCUCCUCAGUCUCCAUCCAAUCCAAACGCUCCACAGAUCACCAGCGGCAACAGAGGCCCUCCUCCUUCCUCAGCCGCCUUUCAUAAUGCCGGCUAUAUGGGCACAGGUUGGCACUGACUUCGCCCACGGCACCUGCCUACGAGUGGACUCGCAAGGAGACAAAGGCAAUGGAAAUACGGUGUAACAUAGGAAACUCGACCCCACUGUAAAUAUUUUCUAUGUACCUUUACAGUCGGCUAACUGAAAAAUAGGAAUGGGUCAGAAGCAAAGAAAGGUGCCCUUUCAGGCAAACUGAAUCAGAAAACAGCACUGAAGUACAGGACUGUAAAACAAUCUGGAGAGACAUCAUGUAAACAAGAACAUGGAUGAUCAUUGGUGCUCAUCACCUACCCAGACACACACACCCCAACCGUCUGUUGUCUUAAUAGACUUCUGUUUAGGUUCCCUUUGUUGUUUUAGCUUUUUCCCAGGCAAUCUCUCUCUUUCUCUCUCUCUCUCUCUCUCUCUCUCUCUCUCUCUCUUUCUCUCUCUCCCCCCACCUCCUCUUCCCUUUCCUGGUGUUAUAUAAUGGACAUUCCAUUAUCCUCUCCUCUUUCUUCUUGUAGUUCUCCAAGCAUUUAUUUGUUUUAUCUAGUGGUUCAUUUAUAGCAAAAAUAAAUG
Molecule: messenger RNA, 5843 nt
Organism: Electrophorus electricus (electric eel)
Lineage: Eukaryota; Metazoa; Chordata; Actinopteri; Gymnotiformes; Gymnotidae
Gene: kmt2e
Product: lysine (K)-specific methyltransferase 2E
Biological process (GO): regulation of DNA-templated transcription
Cellular component (GO): Set3 complex; Rpd3L-Expanded complex
Source: RefSeq, a predicted model, not a curated record